AAUCUUGACACGACCAUUUAUAAUUUUAUUUACAAUUUGUACUAAUUUUUGAAGAAAGUUUUAUUUAAACGUUUUUAUUUAUACAUAGUUCUAGAGAAAAUGAACGAAAGUGUUUUAGAAACACAAUAAGAACCUCUUAAACUCCAUGGUUCCUUAUGCUAGCUAAGGAGCGUUUUAAAAAAGUCACGAUUAAUAUUACUACUUAUUCUGAACCCAAAACGAAGUAUAUAAUCAAAAUGAACAAAACUUACUCCAGAAACGAAAGUUCAAGAUUUAUAUGCUCGAUAUGUUUAAAUAACAAUGCUAGAAACGAGGAGCAAAACAAUCUCAAAAGCGAUAAAAGGAAAUCUAAAUCAUGUCCAAUGUGUGAUGGAACUGCCACUACUAUAUUGAAUGAAAGAAUCAAUAAAACUGAACAUAAAGCCGAAGAUAGCAGGAUCAAAACCGCACCUCCGUCCAAAGUAAAUGUUGAUCAUGGACUAAAUCUUCUAACUGAAGUGUUGACUGUUUUUCAAAGUCAAAAGGAACAUAAUGAUAAAGAAAAAAAUAGAACUAUCGUAUUAAAAGACGCUUGUGUGUCAGCGGCAUUAGGGAAGACUAAACCAAAAUUGUCUCUUUGCAAAACUUUCCAAUUAUCUAUUGAUGGAGGCUGUGUUCAAGAAAGCGGCAAAUUUUGCUUAGUCAACGCAUGCCAGCCUAAAGUAGCUACUAACUCCCAGUGUUCUAUAGAUCUGAUAAAACACAAAUCUUCUUCUAUACCCCAAAUGAAGAUGGAAGAACUGAAGAAUUCUUUGAAAGAGAAAACAAAAACUAAUAAAGAUGCUAUAGAAGAAGUUAACAGAAUGUUUGCGACUGUGAAAAGAGAUGAUAACUUCGAUAAUAUAAAUAGACCCCUAAUUAGGAAUGGACCAAGAGUAUUGCCAGUGGUAAAAACCUCAAUGGAUACUUCUCAAAGACAAUCGGAUGUGGAUUCUGACCAAAGCUAUAAGAUCUGCAAAUGUUGCCAGAAUAACCAGAACUAUUACAUGUCUAGUGGGGAUUCUGUGGCGAAAAGGGACCGAUGUGAGAAAAGUGUCAACGUGGAAUGUUGCAACAAAAAUCACAACCGUGUACCUAAAGAAAUGGGAGUCUGUGAACGUUGUUGGAAACCCAAUUAUGGUUCUGAUUAUUAGAUCAGUUUAUGUAGGUACUUAGAUGAAAUAAAUUGUCGAGUAGAUAAC
Molecule: messenger RNA, 1220 nt
Organism: Cydia splendana
Lineage: Eukaryota; Metazoa; Arthropoda; Insecta; Lepidoptera; Tortricidae
Exons: 2
Coding region: 156-1172 (338 amino acids)
Source: RefSeq, a predicted model, not a curated record